Molecule: messenger RNA, 1079 nt
Organism: Saccostrea cuccullata (small rock oyster)
Lineage: Eukaryota; Metazoa; Mollusca; Bivalvia; Ostreida; Ostreidae
Product: anamorsin homolog
Exons: 7
Coding region: 107-1036 (309 amino acids)
Biological process (GO): iron-sulfur cluster assembly
Cellular component (GO): cytoplasm
Molecular function (GO): iron-sulfur cluster binding
Source: RefSeq, a predicted model, not a curated record
UUUUUUCAGUCCAACACCAUUUUGUUAUACAAAGGUCAAGGUCAAACUUUACUUCCGGUGAAAAUUGCAUUAUCAGUUUCAGAUUAAUCAGAUUUGAUCCAGAACUAUGGGUCUUGUGGAUGGAUUGGGAGUUUCUACAGGACAGAGGGUUCUUCUGAUAUGGUCUGGGAACCAAGGGGUAGAAAAACUACAGCAGGCAGUGGAAGAACUCCAGAAGGAAGUGGGAGACUCGGGCAAAGUCCAGGUGGAAAACAUUGAAAGGCUGACUUUGUCUGCCCAUCCUGAUUCCUCAUUUGACGUGGUCAUCUCGGGUUUGAUCCAGCCUUGCUCAUACCUUCACACCACAGACUCGUUGGGAGAAGUUUGUCGCAUUCUCAAACCAAAUGGAGAUUUGAUUGUUAUAGAGCCUGUGAAUGAGUCAGCAGAAAAUGGAGCAAUAAAAGCAAAAGACAAACUUGUUUCUACAGUAAAAUUGUCUGGAUUUGUGGACAUAUCUCCGCCUGAAAAAGUUGAUUUAUCAGCAGAAGAUAUGAGAAGUAUACAAAAUUCUCUGUCAUUAUCUAAAGAGUUCCUGGUUGUCAAGAUUACAUCUAAAAAGCCAAAUUAUGAAGUUGGUUCAAUAUCUCAGCUCAAACUCUCAUUUGGAAAGAAGAAAGUAGCAGAGAAAUCACAGGAAGAAGUGGCCAAGGUGUGGUCUCUGUCGGCCUCAGACAUGCUGGAUGAUGACAUAGAACUGGUGGAUGAUGACGCCCUGUUAGACGAAGAUGACCUUAAAAAGCCUGACCCCUCAACCCUCCGAGCAACAUGUGGUGAUGGUCCGAAGAAGAAGAAGGCCUGUAAGAACUGUACCUGUGGAUUAUCUGAAGAACUGGAGGCGGAAGCUAAAAGCAAGAAAAAGACGGCCACAUCAGCCUGUGGAAGUUGUUAUCUGGGGGAUGCAUUUCGCUGUGCCAGUUGUCCAUACCUGGGAAUGCCUGCCUUCAAGCCCGGAGAAAAAGUGGUUUUAUCAGGGACACAGUUGAAGGCCGACACAUGACGGAAAAGUUCAAAUUAAGAAGACAGGCAAUUAUCUUGAGAAA